Panthera uncia (snow leopard) is the source of this 6867-nucleotide messenger RNA. It is a transcript of the gene PIGO, whose product is annotated as phosphatidylinositol glycan anchor biosynthesis class O. Lineage: Eukaryota; Metazoa; Chordata; Mammalia; Carnivora; Felidae. Gene Ontology annotation, cellular component: endoplasmic reticulum membrane. Bases 1176 to 4745 code for a protein of 1189 amino acids. The record is from RefSeq and is a predicted model, not a curated record. The transcript is spliced from 10 exons. Gene Ontology annotation, molecular function: mannose-ethanolamine phosphotransferase activity. Gene Ontology annotation, biological process: GPI anchor biosynthetic process.
GAAUAGGGGAGGGGCAGAGAGACAAUCCCAAGCAGGCUCUGCACUGCCAGCACAGAGCUCAAUGCAGGACUAGAUCCCAUGAACCAGUAGACCAGGACCCCAGCCAAAACCAAGAGUCAGAUGCUCAACUGACUGAGCCACCCAGGCACCCCUUAUUUUUAUUUUUUUAAAGUAGGCUCUAUGCCCAACGUGGGGCUUGAACUCAUGACCCCAAGAUGAAGAGUUGCAUGCUCUACCAACUGAGCCAGCCAGAUGCCCCUACCUUUGCUCAUUUUUAAAUUGGAUUAUCUUUUGGAUUAUUGAGUUGGAAGAUCCAGUGAAAGACAUGAAGAGGAGGAAUAAUAAAACCUAUCGGUGUCAGCUAAGCAAGUAGAAAAUAAAUAUUAUUUAUCCCUAUUUUACAGAUGAGGUAAUGCCCAAUAAUGCCAGUGAGUGGCAGAGCUAGGAUUCAAGCUAAGUUUGAUUCCAAAAGGCCAGCUCUUAACCUUAACCAAGAAUGACCAGUGGUUCACUGAGUUGUAGCUUUGUUCCUUGCCCCUAAUUCCCCUAAACUACAGACCUGCGUUCCUUUAGGAACCUCCUCGGAGGCGCCAGCAGAUGGCGAUGGGGCCCCUGUGGGCCGCUCUGUCCGGCCCGCGUCUGUCUAUGGUACCACCAGUGCGCAGGCGUAGCCUCUGCGCUUCCGGGCGCCUUUCAAGGUGAGCCAGGGUCUCCGAGAACCUACUCCCUACUCCUCAAUCCCUUUUCCCGAAUCAAACCAUCCCCCGCAGCUCGCAGCCGGCUAAGUACCGGAGCCAGGGUGCCCAGGAGAUGGCCAGGUAGCCACCAGAGGAGGCAGAGCUGUUCUGACGUGUGGGUCCCGGCGAGGCCCACCGGUCGUAGACCCCGCGACUCUGCUUUGCUGCGCGGGGUAGGUCGUGACUCUGGUUGGUCUCCUGGCGAUCCUGGCCUUCCAGAAGUGGAGCGUGACUCCUCCCCUUGGUCCUCUUGGUCUCCACCAGGCGGCGCCGUCAUUCCGGCCCAGGUUCCCCUGCGCUGCGAGCCCUGGGCACCCCAAGGGUGUUGAGAUUGGCAAGGAGAGAGGCGGAGAAAUGAGCUGUCAGAGAGCAGUGUACCACUUGAAAUAAGUUUCCCUGGUGGACUGUGCUUUUCAUCAUUAGAAUCUCCUGGAGUACAUGUGCAAAUCCCUAUGCUCCACCCCGAAAGAUCCCGAUUCAGUAGAUCUGGGGUGGGGCCUGGAAAUCAGCAUUUUAAACGGCUGCUCCAGGUUGAUGCCCGUAAUCUGCGGACCUCACCUUCAGAAACACCGGUGUAACUGGUGGAGAGGAACAUUGCAUUGGGUUGGCUAUGGGGCUGUUUAUCUUCUGGAAGGCUUCCAAGAGGAAGUGAUUCUAGCUUGGCUUUGUAUUGAGGGACCAGAAUAUCCAUUGGUUCUUUACCCCACAGUGAUGAACUCCCUGCCCGCUACCAGCAGGAUGCAGAAGAUCUCAGUGCUGCUCUUCCUGGCCUGGGUCGGCUUCCUCUUCUACGUUGGCAUUGCCCUCUUCACCAGUGGUUUCCUGCUCACCCGUUUGGAGCUCACCAACCAUAGCAGCUGCCAAGAGCCCCCAGGCCCUGGGUCCCUGCCAUGGGGAAGCCAAGGGAAACCCGGGGCCUGCUGGAUGCCUUCUCGAUUCUCUCGGCUUGUGUUGGUGCUAAUAGAUGCUCUGCGAUUUGACUUUGCCCAGCCCCAGCACUCACAUGGGCCUGGGGAACCUCCUGUCUCUCUGCCCUUCCUGGGUAAACUGGACUAUUUGCAGAGGAUCCUGGAGAUUCAGCCCCACCAUGCCAGGCUCUACCAGUCUAAGGCUGAUCCCCCCACCACCACCAUGCAGCGCCUCAAGGCCCUCACCACUGGCUCACUGCCUACCUUUAUUGAUGCUGGCAGUAACUUUGCCAGCUAUGCCAUAGUGGAAGACAAUCUCAUUAAGCAGCUUGCCAGUGCAGGAAGGCGUGUGGUCUUCAUGGGAGAUGAUACCUGGAAAGAUCUUUUUCCUGGAGUUUUCUCUCAAGCUUUCUUCUUCCCAUCUUUCAAUGUGAGAGACCUGCACACAGUGGACAAUGGCAUCCUGGAACACCUCUACCCAACCAUGGACAGUAGUGAAUGGGAUAUGCUGAUUGCUCACUUCCUGGGUGUGGAUCACUGUGGCCACAAGCAUGGCCCUCACCACCCUGAAAUGGCCAAGAAACUUAGCCAAAUGGACCAGGUGAUCCAGGGACUUGUGGAUCGUCUGGAGAAUGACACACUGCUGGUGGUGAUUGGGGACCAUGGAAUGACCAUGACUGGGGACCACGGAGGGGAUAGUGAGCUGGAGAUCUCAGCUGCACUUUUUCUGUACAGUCCCACAGCUCUCUUUCCCAGUGCCCUACCACAGGAGCCGGAGAUAGUUCCUCAAAUCAACCUUGUACCUACGCUGGCCCUGCUGCUGGGCCUGCCCAUUCCAUUUGGGAACAUCGGGGAGGUAAUGGUUGAGCUGUUCUCAGUGGUUGAAGACCCCCAGCCUCACUCCUCUGCUCUGGCCCAAGCCUCAGCUCUUCAUCUCAAUGCCCAGCAGGUAUCCCGAUUUCUUCACACCUACUCAGCUGCUGCUCAGGACCUUCAAAUUAAGGAACUUCAUCGACUGCAGAACCUCUUCUCCAAGGCCUCUGCUGACUACCAGCGGCUUCUGCAAAGCCCCCAGGGGGCUGAGGCAGCACUACAGACUGUGAUUACUGAGCUGCAGCAGUUCCUGCGGGGAGUUCGGGCCAUGUGCAUUGAGUCUUGGGCUCGUUUCUCUUUGGUUCGCAUGGCAGGGGGUGCUGCUCUCAUGGCUGCUGCCUGUUUUCUUUGCUUGCUGGUAUCCCAGUGGGUAACAUCCCCAGGCUUCUACUUCUGCCCCCUCCUCCUAACACCCAUGGCCUAUGGUCUGGCUGGUGCCAUAGUGUGUGCUGGACUCCUGACAGCUACCGGACUGAAGCCGGAUCCAGUGGUCCUAGGGGCCAUGGCUGCAGUGGGCUCACUCCUGCCUUUUUUGUGGAAAGCGUGGGCUGGCUGGGGGUCCAAGAGGCCCCCGGCAGCCCUACUGCCCAUCCCUGGGCCUGUUCUGUUAUUCCUGCUCAUUCGUUUUGCUGCUUUCUUCUCUGACAGUUUUGUUGUAGCUGAGGCCAGGGCCACCCCCUUCCUUUUGGGCUCAUUCAUCUUGCUCCUGGUUGCCCAACUUCACUGGGAGGGCAAGCUGCUGCCACCUAAGCUUCUCACAAUACCCCGCUUUUGCCUUUCGGCCUCAACAGGCCCGCCACGGCACAAUGGCACACAUGCCCUGGGACUUGGAGUUGGGUUGCUUUUAUGUAUAAGGCUAGCUGGACUUUUUCAUCGGUGCCCUGAAGAGACACCUGCUUGCCAUUCCUCUCCCUGGCUGAGUCCCUUGGCAUCCAUGGUGGGUGGUCGAGCCAAGAAUUUGUGGUAUGGAGCUUGUGUGGGGGCUUUGGUAGCCCUGUUAGUUGCUGUGCGCCUGUGGCUUCGCCGCUAUAGUAACCUCAAGAGCCCUGAGCCCUCUGUGCUCUUUGUGCGCUGGGGGCUGCCCUUAAUGGUACUAGGCACUGCCGCUUACUGGGCAUUGGCAUCAGGAGCAGAUGAAGCACCCCCACGUCUCCGGGCCCUGGUUGCUGGAGCAUCAGUUGUGCUGCCCAGGGCUGUGGCAGGAUUGGCUGCUUCAGGGCUCAUGCUGCUGCUCUGGAGGCCUGUGACAGUGCUAGUGAAGGCUACAACAGGUGCUCCAAGGACCAGGACUGUCCUCACUCCCUUCUCAGGCCCCCCAACUUCUCGCGCUGACCUGGAUUAUGUGGUUCCUCAAAUCUACCGACAUAUGCAGGAGGAGUUCCGGGGCCGUCUAGAGAGGACCAAAUCCCAGGGCCCCUUGACUGUGGCAGCUUAUCAGUUGGGGAGUGUCUACUCAGCUGCUAUGGUCACAGCUCUCACCCUUUUGGCCUUCCCACUUCUGCUUUUGCAUGCAGAACGCAUUAGCCUUGUGUUCCUGCUUCUGUUUCUGCAGAGCUUCCUUCUCCUGCAUCUGCUUGCUGCUGGGAUAUCCAUCACCACCCCUGGUCCUUUUACUGUGCCAUGGCAGGCAGUUUCUGCCUGGGCCCUCAUGGCCACACAGACGUUCUACUCCACGGGCCACCAGCCUGUCUUUCCAGCCAUUCAUUGGCACGCAGCCUUCGUGGGAUUCCCAGAGGGUCAUGGUUCCUCCACCUGGCUGCCUGCUCUGCUGGUGGGAGCCAACACCUUUGCCUCCCAUCUCCUCUUUGCAGUAGGUUGCCCAUUGCUUCUGCUCUGGCCCUUCCUAUGUGAGAGUCAAGGACCCCGGAAGAAGUGGCAGCCCCUAGGGAAUGAAACUGAAUCCAGAGUCAAGCCUGAGGAGGAGGAGGAGCCACUGAUGGAGAUGCGGCUCCGGGAUGCACCUCAUCACUUCAAUGCAGCACUGCUGCAGCUGGGCCUCAAGUACUUCUUUGUCCUUGGUAUUCAGAUUCUGGCCUGUGCCUUGGCAGCCUCCAUCCUCCGCAGGCAUCUCAUGGUCUGGAAGGUGUUUGCUCCCAAGUUCAUUUUUGAGGCUGUGGGCUUCAUUGUGAGCAGCGUGGGACUUUUCCUGGGCAUAGCUUUGGUGAUGCGAGUGGAUGGUGCUGUGAGCUCCUGGUUCAGGCAGCUAGUUCUGGCCCAACAGAGGUAGCCUAGGCUGCAAGUGCUGGCUUUGUGGCCACAGGGAGAGCUGAAGAACAAUCUCGCCUGGCCUAUACAGGUGCUGGAUCAUCUGCAAGAGAGGCUUAGCCACACUUCUUACCACCAUGCAGCCAGGAGCUACUGACAUCUGGGACUUCGUUAUUUUAUAAUUCAAAAUCAUAGUGGGGCAUGGUCCCUAACUGCUGCUUUGAAUGCAUCUAAGGGACUGGAGGGUGGUCUCCAAAGUAGAAUAAAAUAAUAAUGUAAAUAUGUGUGUCUGAGAGGUGGGGGAGUCCCCACUGUCCUACAGGGACUAGGAAGAGGGUCACUCUCCCCUCCUAUGAGGCACAGAUGGCAUCAGCCAUCUUGUGCAGACCUGGCUACACCUGAAAACUUUUGGGAAGUGGUUGGAGUUGUCUGAAUUCACUUCUACUUCUUCCCAAAUCACUCCUGUUAUCCCACCGGCUUUUUUUUUUUUUUCAUGUAACAUGUUUUAUUAAAUUCUUCUGCUAAUAGCAGAGAUGGCUGAAAAGCACAGGCAACAUGGAGUACACAAACCCACUGUCUAAAGCCCCAAACAGUGUUGCAUUCCCUCCUCUGUUGUGUUCUUUCGCGCUAGAACACCCUUUGCCCUUUGCUUCUGUGGAGGCCAGGAGGCCACCCUAGUUUUCCAACCUUUGCUGCCAUUUAUCAGACCUAAUUGCCCAUCUUACAUAGCAUUCCAUCUUGUCCUAUUGAUUAUUCCUGACUUGGAGCCAAAACUAUAUAAAUUUAAUGCAUGUCUCUUAUGUUCUUCAUCCACCUCACUACUAUGUAAGAUUGAAGUACUGGUGGCAAAUUCUCAUGGAAAUGUCCAUCAAAGGAGGGGGAGGGGAAGACCCUGAGGAGAAGGGUCAGGACUGGGAUUUGAUGUUUGAUAAUGCCCAGGACAAGUGAUGGUGAAGUAAAGGCAUUCACCACUGUGGCAGCUAAAGGAAGAGUUGGAGUUAUUGUGGCUAAUAGUCUCUAAUGCUACAGAGAUCAAACAAAGAUAAGUUCAUACUGUUUCAGGCAGUUAGAGGAUAGGACAUUGGUAACCCUGGCAGGAAUAGAUUUAAUAAUGUAAGAGAAGUUAGGCCCCAGCUAAAACUGUAAGAUGAAUUAGAAAAAGAUCCCUUCCCUUUCCUUAAUCUGGGGGACACUAUUCCCAAGCAUCAUUUAAUAAGCAGACAAUGCCUCUGUGAGAAGAAAAGACCCUUUCCCAUCCCUAGCACCCAUGGGAAGGAUUUCAGAGCCUAGUCCCUCAUCUUGUCUUAGUCAGGUUCCCCCCAAUCCCGUUCCUUUUUUGCAGAGAGCCUCCUUCCCUGGAGCCUAAGGAAAAUAUUUUCUUAGUACCAUUGGCUAUUUCCUCUUCUGAUCUAACUACAAGAUCCUUUUAGAGAAAGAUCUGUUAAAAAUUCUUGGGGCACCGGAGUGGCUUAGUUGAACAUCUGACUCUUGAUUUCUGCUCAGGUCAUGAUCCCAGGGUUGUGGUAUCGAGCCCCAUGAGCACCCCUGCUUAACAUUCUCUUCCCCCUCUGCCCUUCUCCCCUGCUUGUGCGCUCUCUCUCUCUCUCUCAAGAAAAAAAAAAAUCUCAUUUCUGCUUCUCACUUGACAUCAAAGACCCCAUUACACACUAACUUAUUGUUUGUUGUGUUGUUUUGUUUUGUUCUGAGAGAGAGUGUAUGUGUGAACUGGGGAGGGGCAGAGGGAGAGGGAGAGAGAAUAUUAAGCAGGAUCCAUGUUCAGCUCUGAGCUCUUUGCAGGGCUCUAUCCCAUCACCCUGGGAUCAUGACCUGAGCCAAAAUUGAGAGUUGGAUGCUUAACUAACUGAACCACCCAGGCGCCCAACUUUUUUGUUUUGUUUUGUUUUAGAGAGCUUUAUUGAGGUACAAUUUACCAUAAAAUCCAGCCAUUUAAAGUGCACAAUUUUGGGUGCCUGGAUGGCUCGGUCAGUUAAGCAUCUGACUCAAUUUCGGCUCAGGUCAUGAUCUCACAGUUGUGAGAUCGAGCCCAGUGUUGGGCUCAGCGCCGGGCAUGGAGUUUGCCUAAGAUUCAUUCUCUCCCUCUCCCUCUGCCUUUCCACCACGCACCCUCUCUCUCUCUCUCUCUC